UCAAAAAUUUUAAAUGUCAGUUUUACUUCUACCGUUUCAAAUAAAACAGUUAUUUUUGGUAUAAAAGAUGGCCAUGGUCUUCAGUAGUUUUAAUUGAAUGGCUGCUGUCAAAUUAUGGGGUGUGCGUGCAGCUCUACAGUUUCUUCACAGGACGAACAAACCCAAAGAAGACACAGAAGACGAAAAUGAAGCUCAAAGAAACGAAGAUAAUGUUUUAGCAAACCUAUUUGCACAUGCAAAAUCUGAAACCAAGGACGAUCCAAACGAUCCCGAUGAUGAGUUCAUCGAUUGCGGUCCAUCUCCGCCGGUCGAUGAGGUACCCUUCAUCUUCGACCAUAAUUAUGAACACCCAAAUAACGAAAACGAAGUAAAAAUAUGUUACCACACUAUCGAGCAGAACAUUUUGGAACACAUGGAGAAUGUCUUUGGUAGAACGAGUCUAUUGAACGAUAUUCAAUCGAAGAAAAUUAACCAAAAAACAAUUAAGGAUGCUUUCAUUGGCGCCAGGCGUAUUGAGAUCGACAUUUCAUUCUUGUGGGCUUGUUUAAUCAAAAGGUGGGAUAUUUUGGAAGAUUUAUUACAAUUAGGAGCCAAUUUGAAUUGCUUCGAGCCCGCUCAAGGUUUGGGAGCUUUGCAUUUAGCUGCGUUCAGUAACUGCAUUACAAGUAUGAAAUUUCUUGUAUCGAGAGGAUGCGAUGUGAAUGCGUUAUACAAAUUUUACACGCCUUUGCAUUGCGCUGCUUUCGGGGAUAACGUAGAAGCUGCUUUGUUCCUGAUACAAUAUGGGGCAAGAAUUGACGCUCUCACUAAUAGUGUUUACGAGGAGAAAGAAAGUGCCUUGCAUUGUGCUGUCAGGGCGAAUGCAAUAAAUUGUGUUCAAAUAUUGGUUCGAAAUGGUGCCAAUGCAGGCUGUUCUGAUUUUUCUGCUGUACAUUUGGCUGCGGAUCUGGGAAACAGCGAAUGUUUAAGAUACCUUCUCGAUGCCAAAGGAGCUUCCGUUAAUUCCAAAACUAAAGAACAAGAACAAACACCGCUACAUCUAGCUUCAACAGGCGGAUACACAGACUGCCAGAACAUCCUAUUAGAUAGAGGAGCCAACGCCAAUUCAAAAGACCACAGAGGCCAAACUCCCUUACACCUAGCAGCAAGAACUCAAGACCACGGUUGCCUCGAACUACUACUCACGAAAGGGAAAGCCGAUCCUGAUAUAGAGGACUACGAUAAGAGAACUCCUCUGCAUGCUGCUAUAGGCAAAUCUAGCCAAUCUAGUAAAAUUAUUGAAACUUUAAUCUUAAACGGAGCCAAUCCUAAUGCCGCGGACCAAUACGGUUACACUCCUUUACAUAUAGCUGCUUUAAAAGGUUUAUCAGAAUGCGUCGAAGCGUUGAUCUACUACGACGCUGACGUAACAGCCAAAACCAAAUGUGGAAUGACAGCAUUGAGCAUUAUACGAAAGAAAGUCCCAUUAGCAUUUUCUAUGUUUACUAAGAAAUUAGAUAACGCUAUCUCUUUACACAAUGUUGAUUCUUCCUCCAAUCAUGAACUGGAAUUAAGAUUGGAUUUUCGGGUAAUUUUAGAGCAUGAUCAUCCUGGGGAAAUAAAUUUUCUUUACACUUUAGUAGAAGAAGGGUACAAAACUGUUCUUCUCCAUCCUUUAUGCUCUGCUCUGUUGUAUCUCAAAUGGGAGAAAAUUAGGAAAUACUAUUUAGCAAGGAUUCUGUUUUAUUGCAUUUUUGUAGUGAGUUUAUCACUGUACGUUCUUACAGCUCUGGCUCACCAUUGUUACAAUUACGGCAAGAAUUUUAAUGAAAUGAAGCCGGAGGAUGUGAUUGAGCUGUGCGAGAAAAAAUCAAUACUAGGCAGGAUUUUAAGGGACAGUGCGUUUGUAAUAGAAAUGCAAUAUUUUGUUCUGCUCGGUAUAACUUUUUUAGAAAUUUUAAGAAAGCUAUAUGGUAUAGGAGGCUACCAUUCUGCCAUUCAGUAUUUCUCUUACACAGAAAAUAUUAUUGAAUGGACAGUUAUAGCUAGCGUUUUCGUUAUUUCUUUUCUCUACACCGGAAGAACUUAUUUAUGGCAAAAUCAUGUUGGAGCAUUCGCGAUUCUGUUAGGUUGGACCAACAUCAUGCUAAUGGUGGGACAGUUGCCUAUUUUUGGUACAUAUGUCGCAAUGUAUACAAGAGUGCAAAGUGAAUUUGCUAAGUUACUGUUAGCCUACUCUGGUCUUCUAAUUGGAUUUACGCUAAGUUUUUGUGUAAUAUUUCCAGAUUCUAACUUCUUUGCUAAUCCUUUCAUAUCGCUUAUUACUAUUAUCGUAAUGUUGUCAGGUGAAUUGAACUUAGAUAUACUGGUAGAUGACAAUCCUGAUGAUCCUCAUUAUCUACUAGAAUUUAGCGCGCAAGUAACUUAUAUCAUUUUUGUUCUAUCUGUUACUAUAAUCCUCAUGAAUUUACUGGCUGGUAUAGCAGUGGACGAUAUCAAAGGAUUACAAAAAACUGCGACUUUAUCGAAACUGGUCAGACAAACAAAGCUUAUAUCCCACAUGGAGAAAGGGCUUUUUAAUGGCAGUUUGCCAAAAUACAUAUUAAAACCCCUCCAUGUUUCAGCUUUGGUAUCUCCAAAACCAUCAAAAGUUGUUCUAAAUGUUAAACCGUUGAAUCCAAAAGAAACUCGAUUACCAAAAGACAUAAUUAAGGGUGCAUUUGAGGUGUCCAAAAAACAAAAACACUUCCAAAAUUCCAUGCACAGCCCAAGCGAAGGUUUGGGGUAUUAUUGGUUUAAUAACGAUGAAACUAAAAAUAGUUGUUUUAAUAAUGAAUCAUUUGAAUUGAUACAGGAAGAGAUCAGAAGGAAAAACGAUGAGAUAGAGUAUUUAAAAGAUUCUAUACAAGAAAUGAAAAAUGCUUUUAUGGAAAAUCAGGAAACUAUGCAACAUUUUAUGAAAAUUUUGGUGCAGAGCAGGAGAGGUAGUAAAUGUUAACAUUGUUUAUGUUUUAAAUUAUGUGGUUUUACUUUGGUAAAACAUUCUAGGUAGCAUUUAAUAUCAUAAUGCAUAAAGAAAAAAUUAGGUUAAAUAAUACUGUAUUUUAUAUAAAAUGUAAAUUGGAAUAAAGAAUGUCACAAUUACUCCUUGCUUUU
Psylliodes chrysocephalus is the source of this 3135-nucleotide messenger RNA. NCBI's taxonomy places the organism in Eukaryota, Metazoa, Arthropoda, Insecta, Coleoptera, Chrysomelidae. The record is from the annotation of a GenBank genome assembly.